This is a messenger RNA of Rotaria sp. Silwood2, 1596 nucleotides long. NCBI's taxonomy places the organism in Eukaryota, Metazoa, Rotifera, Eurotatoria, Philodinida, Philodinidae. The record is from the annotation of a GenBank genome assembly.
AUGAUAACCCGCUGGACAAUGGCACUUGCUCGAGAAGUUGUUCGAUUGAAUCAUGCACUAACUGAUGUAAAUGAAAAGUUCAUUAGAGAAGAAAUAAAAGCUCAACAAUAUAAAAAUGAAAAUGAUGCAUUACAUGAAAAAUUAGAGACAGCAGAAUUUCAAACAAAUGAACUUCUACAAACUAAUCACAUACUUCGAGAUGAAUUUGAAGCUAUUAAAAAUAAUGUUGGCCAAUUACAAAUAGAUUAUAAUCAAAUGAGACCGACUUGUAUGGAACUUGAACAACAAUUAGAAACAGCUAAACGAAUAAAUGAACAAAUGGAAGAUGAGUUAAUAUUUUAUAAAAAUCAACAAGCUGCUAUGCAUGAUCAUGAAAAUGAACAAUUUUAUAAGAAAGUUCAUGAAAACAUUGAAGAAAAAAAACCAGCUGAUCCAAGUAUCUUUUUUGAUGAUGAUAUUGUCAUAGUUCCGUCAAUUAAACAUUCACCUGAUUCAUAUAAAGAUGCUUUUGAUAAUUCAAAUUAUAGUCCAAUGUACUAUUCUUUUGAUGAAUCAUUACAUUGGGAAAGAAAAAACGCUACACAUGGUUUGAAUAAUGGUGGAAAAAAUUUACUGACAAGUCUUGUGCGUAAAUUUGCAAAUGGAAUGACUAAUAGCACAAAUGACAGAUUCAAUCGAACAUCGACAAGUUGUCUAUUGGCUUCUAUUCCAACAAGAAUAUCAACUUGUUGGGAUUGUACUGAACUUGAAGUAUAUGCUCUUCAAUUUCAACCAUCUGGCUCAAUAUUAGCGACAGGAUGUAGUGAUAAAAUGAUUCAUUUAUGGGAAAUUUCAUUAACUGGUCAACAACGUAAAUAUUGUUCACUUCAAGGUAGUCAUGGAGCAAUCAAUGCACUUGAUUUUGAUAAUGAAGGAUUUCGCCUUUUGGCUGGGUGUUCCGGUAAUAAAGCAUAUAUUUGGUCAUAUGGAGAACAGAGAAUGCUUAAAGAUAUCUAUACCGGUCACGAACGCUUAAUAAAUACUUGUAAAUUUAUUUCGGGAGCAAAACUAGUAACGGGCAGUGCUGAUCGAACAAUUAAAAUAUGGGAUUUACACAAAACUUUAUUCAUUGGAUCAAUAUGUCAUGAUUUAGUAGUGACGGAUGCAACUGGCACAAUAAUAAGUGGUCACUUUGAUAAAAAAAUUCGUAUAUGGGAUCCAUUUACAAAUAGAUGUCGAACUGAAUUAGAAUAUGAUGCAGCAAUUACAUCAUUAUCAUAUAAUGAUGAAAAACAACGAUUACUUGCAUGUUUUAAAAAUGAUACACUUAAAUUGAUUGAUUUAAGACAAAAUAAAACUGUUUAUACAUUUAAGCAUGAUAAUUUUAAAGUAAGCACAGAUACAAAUAAAGCUGUUUUAUCACCCGAUGGUCGUUAUGCUUGUGUUGGUUCUCAUGAUGGUUCUCUAGUCGUAUGGAAUAUGGAAAAUAAACAUUGUGAAAAUGUUUUGAAAAACAAACAUAAUACAAUGGUCACAUCAGUCGCUUGGCAACCUGAUGGAAAAUAUGUUGCAUCUUGUGAAAAACAUCGUCAAGUAAUUCUUUGGACUCAAUCAUAA